AUGCAUUCCCAAUACCUCUCUGCGCUCGCGCUCGCUUUGCCGGUCGUUGCGGGCUAUACUUCGACUCUAGGCUGCUACUCCAAGGUUUCUUCUCUGACAAACCAGGCCGGGUUCCAAUUCAUGGACUAUGGCUGGUGCACAGAUAAAUGCUCUGAGGGCGGAUACCGUAUUGCCGCCCUGAGUGGCGGCAAGAGUUGCGCUUGCUCUGAUAAGCUCCCCGCCGAAUCCGCAAAGGUCGAUGAUGAUAAGUGCAAUAUCGAUUGCCAAGGCUGGCCUGAGGAUAAAUGCGGAGGUGACGGAUUCUAUACUGUUCUCAGCACGGGCGAUUACUCCAGCUCGAACUCGGACUCGAACUCGGAUUCCGACUCGCCUUCAACAGACACCAUCAUCAUGGCUGCUACAACCUCUACCAACUCUUCUCCCACCACCGCUGGCGGCGGAAUCGUUGUCGCACCUACAAAUAUCAACGAGUCCAACGUACCCACCAACAUCCUGACCGCACCGGCAUCUAUGGUUUCCAAGGCCAGCGCUAGCGCCUCGGCCAUUGCCACCGCAAAUGCAAAGGUCACAUCUGCCCCUGGCAUCACCGCCGCAAGCGCGAGCUCUACACCCUCUUCCACCAAUGCCGCCGCCACUCUCCGCGCUGGUCCCAUAGCCGGCGCUUUCGUUGCUGGCCUUGGUCUGCUUCUGUAA
This is a messenger RNA of Penicillium manginii, 693 nucleotides long. RefSeq names its product WSC domain-containing protein. Bases 1 to 693 code for a protein of 230 amino acids. Lineage: Eukaryota; Fungi; Ascomycota; Eurotiomycetes; Eurotiales; Aspergillaceae. The record is from RefSeq and is a predicted model, not a curated record. Gene Ontology annotation, cellular component: plasma membrane. The transcript is spliced from 2 exons.